AUGUUGGAACCCGAUCAAUCCUGGUUUUUUACUGCGUGGUUAUUGGGCGUGGUGGCACUGGUGCAUCUUCAUAAUGCUUUCGCUUCCAUCUUCUCACAAAAUGUUCAAAAAAAAGACAUUGAAUCGAAAGUCAUUAAAUUCAUCUUUAACUUUAGUGGAAUGCUUGCGUUUAUUUGUAAAUUUGCCUCCAUCGGAACUCCCAGCAACGUGACUUCACUUGGGUGUAAAGUCAUACUUUACACUGCAAGCCUGGCCAAUUUUAUUUACGGGGGAUCUUUGAGCAUAUUUUUGUUACGGAGGUUGAAGCAAUUUAAAAUGGAUUAUGACCGAUUGAUUGGUCUCGUGUUAGUAGCCGCAAGAAUGGCGGCCAAUAUCACGCAUAUAGUAUUUCUCGGCCCCGAAGCACACGUCAUCCCUUCUCCAUAUAGCUUCUAUAAAACGAUAAAUGUUUGUGUAUACAAUUCCGAUGCUAUAUUCAGACCGCAAUUAGCCACCAUACUUGCUGACUUUGCGAUCGACCUAUACGUUGCGGCCCGAUUGGUCCCGUCCUUCAGAAAGUCAGGUCGCGAUGCUAAUUCAAAUCACAUAAUAUUAUCAAUGAAACGUGACAUGGUAUUGUCCUUGGUCAAAACAAUGAACUUGCGAAAUUGA
This is a messenger RNA of Acaulospora morrowiae, 651 nucleotides long. Lineage: Eukaryota; Fungi; Glomeromycota; Glomeromycetes; Diversisporales; Acaulosporaceae. The record is from the annotation of a GenBank genome assembly.